This is a messenger RNA of Drosophila willistoni, 2641 nucleotides long. RefSeq names its product cytosol aminopeptidase-like. Gene Ontology annotation, molecular function: manganese ion binding; metalloaminopeptidase activity. The record is from RefSeq and is a predicted model, not a curated record. NCBI's taxonomy places the organism in Eukaryota, Metazoa, Arthropoda, Insecta, Diptera, Drosophilidae. The transcript has 2 exons. Gene Ontology annotation, cellular component: cytoplasm. Gene Ontology annotation, biological process: proteolysis. Bases 638 to 2242 code for a protein of 534 amino acids.
UUGGCUUCUCUCUCUAUUCUAUUCGUAUAUAUUCUCUCAAUUUGUUGAAAUUUAUUUUCAUUUUCACAUUUUUCGUAUCCCAAAGAGAGCUGGUCGAGUAAUUUCCUCACUUCACUUUCAAAGGAGAAAGAAACAUACAACACAAUCAAAAUUUAACAGGAAAAAAAAAUAAAAAAUAAAAAAAAAUCCAAAAAUUUCUAUUGUUACACAGAAAAAAGUGAAAAGUAAAUUUUAUUGCUCGCAAAAAGUCCUUCGGAAAGUGAAUCUUAAGUAGAGAAAAAAAAAGCCAAAAGCCAUACGAAAAAGUCAAAUAAAACCGUGUGAUUUAGUAAGUAAAUACACACACACGCACACGCACACGCACAUACACACACACACACACACACAAAACACACGGAGGAAGAAAAGGUGUGCAGCAGCAAGUCGCGCGAUUUGGAAUCGUUUCUGAGGAAUUUCUACACAAAUGUUUUAUCCGUUUCGUGUUUGAGAGUUUAUUUGAUUUCGAUCCUUUUUUCAUUGUAUUAAAAAAAAAAAGUUUUAUAACAAGUAUCCUUCAAAAUUGUUCACAAACCAAACGAAAAAAUAAGUUCGCGAUAUCGAAAUUAUCUCGGGUUCAUUCGUUUAAAAAUAAAGUGCGAUGUCUCUACGCGGUCAAAUGCUGCUGAUGCGUGGCUAUGGUCUAACCGGAUGCUGGGGUCGUGCACUGUUCAAUAAGAUUGGACUUGGUCCAGUGCGCUAUGCGGGCGGCUGCGCCGAUGCCCAGAAGGGAGGCAAGGGCCUAAUCCUGGGGCUGUACGAGAAGGAAAGCGGUAAGGGCCCAAGAUUGACCCCAGCUGGCGAGAAAUUCGAUGAUCGUGUCCAGGGCAAGUUGACGGAAUUGAUAAGCGAAACGAAAAUAACAGGACGCCUGGGACGUGGUAAGGUAUUCAACAAUGUAGAUCCCGAAUUCCGUUCGAUAUGCAUUGUGGGCGUUGGUCUGGAGGGUAUCGCAUUCAAUGAACUCGAGAUGCUGGAUGAGGGGAUGGAGAAUGUACGCGUUGCAGCCGGCAUUGGUGCCCGUUCGCUGCAAUCGCUUAACUGCAUUGAGGUCCAUGUGGACAAUAUGGAUUAUCCGGAACAGGCGGCUGAGGGAGCUUCCCUUGCUGUAUGGCGCUAUGAAGAGAAUUUGGCAAAGAAAUAUCGUCAUGUGAUCCCAAAAUUGGAAUUGUAUGGCUCCCCCGAUAUGGACUCAUGGACUCGUGGCUUAUUCAAGGCAGAGGCACAAAAUUUGGCCAGACGUUUGUGUGAUGCACCGGCCAAUUGUAUGACUCCCACCAUAUUCGCCCAGGCCGCUGUUGACGCUCUGUGUCCUUGCGGCAUCACAGUGGAGGUACGCACCAUGGAGUGGAUAGAACAACAGCAUCUCAAUUCAUUCCUCAUGAUUGCCAAGGGCAGUUGCGAGCCCCCUGUGCUGCUUGAGGUGGCCUAUUGUGGCACUGCUCCAGAGGACAAGCCCAUUCUGUUGGUGGGUCAGGGUCUGACGUUCAAUUCGGGUGGCAUUAAUUUGCGUCCUUGCGAUGGUAUGGAUGAAUUCCGUGGCGAUUUGACGGGAGCUGCUUCCAUAUUGGCUGCCAUGCGGGCAGCAGCUGCAUUGUCCUUGCCCAUCAAUAUUACGGCCAUAUUGCCGCUGUGCGAGAAUCUACCAUCUGGCAUGUCCUGCAAGCCUGGUGAUGUGGUCACCCUUCUGAAUGCCAAGUCAAUGGCUGUGCGGAAUAUCAGUCGCACUGGUGUUGUCGUCAUAGCCGAUCCAAUGCUCUAUGGCCAGUUGACAUACAAACCACGCCUGGUAGUUGAUGUUGGCUCAAUGUGCAAGGGUGUCAAGAAAGCGGUGGGUGGCGGUGCCACUGGAAUAUGGUCGAACUCCCAUUAUAUCUGGAAACAAUUCCAACGCGCCGGCUCCCUAACUGGCGAUCGUCUAUGGCGUUUCCCCCUCUGGCGUUACUACAAGGACCGUGUGGCUGAUCAUCUUAGCUAUGAUUUGGCCAACGAUGGUGAUGGACAUGCAUCCUCUUGCUUGGCUGCUGCUGUUCUGCAUGAGCUUGUCCCAUGCAGCGAUUGGGCCCAUUUGGAUACCUAUGGUACAGGUCUGUUGAGCACCUAUGGACUUAUCCCAUAUUUGGCAGCUGGUCGCAUGACAGGAAGACCAACUCGUACCGUGGUACAAUUCCUGUACCAAAUGGCAUGCCCUGAGCAGCCAAAAUAAUUGCAAACCUAAAAUUGAAACAAUCUUAGCCCUAGUUAGUUUUGAGAGGGACACAACCAACCACAGUCAUAAGAGUUUUACUCAGUUUCCUGACGCAUUACACAAUUUUUGCUUAUUAAUUUUUUUAAUUAUGCGUGUGUGUAGGGGAAAAAAACAAAAAUCAUCUUAAAUACUGUCUCACACUAGGGCUAACUAUACCGUAACAAGAGGAAAUAACUUGUUAGUUUUUGUCAUUUAGUAAUUUUUCUUUCCGUUUUUGGCCCAAUUUAAUGCACAAAUUAUAAGUUUUUCUUUUUAGACAAUUGUGACUAACAAGUAACAAUUUUCUCCAAUUGUAAUCAUUUUUUCCUUUGUUGUUUUCGGAUAUAAAGAAAAUAAUAAAUUCCAUGUUAAACAUUA